Molecule: messenger RNA, 1214 nt
Organism: Spinacia oleracea (spinach)
Lineage: Eukaryota; Viridiplantae; Streptophyta; Magnoliopsida; Caryophyllales; Amaranthaceae
Exons: 6
Coding region: 619-1059 (146 amino acids)
Source: RefSeq, a predicted model, not a curated record
UGGGGCAACAAAUCCCAAAUCAUAAACUUCGGCAUUUUGACUUCCUGACCCCCCGUCAAAAAAAAAAAAAAAAAGACUUCCUGGCCCAGGAAGAUAUCACCGCGGCGACGACAAUCGCCGUUUAAAACCUGACGUAGUUACGACGACACAGUCUUCGACCGAGGCAUUACCAAUUUACCAUCUUCGCACUACAUUCGUUUACAUAUGCCGGUGACAAAAAAUGGAGUAGGUCAGCUUCUCCGUCGCGCAGUUGCUUAGAUUAACAAUGGCGAUGUUAGCGUUACAGCGCGCCGCCCGAAGCAUGCACAUCGCUGCCGCAGAUGCACCACGCCUCACCAGUUUGGCCACGGUGGCGCUAGUCUGCUAGGUCAGCAUAUCUGUGAUAACUGACAUGGUUGUAAAUGGAUGGAGAAAGCUCACUUGCUAGAUCUGCCUAUCUGUGAUCACUUAUCUUUGAAGCUAUGGUCUGAGAGGUGGGGGUGUCUAGGCACUGUAGUACCCUGAUGACUGCUGCUGGUGUGGGGUGAUGGGGUUGGUGAUAAAGGGAAGAGAGGAUAAGGAAUGGCUGAGGUGAGGGAAAUGGUUUUGGUGGAUUUAUGAAAUGAACCAAACAAGGUUAUGGAAGGGGAAAUGUUGCAAGGGUGCACAAAGUUAUUAAAUGUUCAUAUCAACUACCGAUGUGAUGACAUCUUAUUGCGGACGUGUCAGACUAUCAUUUGUGUUAUCCGGUGGCUUGAGAAGGUGGAGGUGGAAUUUGCUGAUGGCCGUGCAUUCAACCUAUCAGCUGAGUUUCUGAGAGUAUACAGCCCAGCUGCAGAUAGCAAGAUCCGCUCCAUUGGGGGUGAAAAGGUAAUAUUUGGUCGGCGUCAUGUAGGGAUCAUGUCUGCAGAACCUGUAGGGAAUUAUGGGGUGAGGUUGCUCUUUGAUGAUUUGCAUAAAACAGGAAUAUACACAUGGAACUAUUUCUUUUACCUUGGCUCUAACAAGUUUACUCUCAUGAGAAAUUAUAUCAAAAUGUUGCAGAAACAUGACCUGAGCCGGGAUCCCAAAAGGCCAUAAUAGGAAGUAGGAGGUAUGCUAGGCUCUUUUUGCAAAAACAGAACAUGUGUAUGGCCAUCCAAAACAAUGUUUCAAUUUAGAAUUUUGAUGUUGUUUACAAUUGAAGAGAAUUUUCUAAACUGAUUCAAAUAUAUAAGAAAUAACGUAUUCAUUCA